UGUGGUGACUCCUGGAGGAGGCGGCCGUGGCCUCGUCACUCUUCCUCCCACACCACCACGCUCCUCUCUCCCUCUUGCUGCAUUUUGCCUCUGGAUAAUAUUUCCAGUUAGUUGCUCAUAUUUUCGGGAGGAUUUGUUGACUAAAUGAGGUUCCUCGAGUUGAAUAUAUCCCCAGAUAUGCUGAAAGUAGACUUUGGUUUAGAAAGCUCUCAUGUAGUGUAUUGACAUUUUCAUAACUACAAAAGUGUUAACUAGAGUAUGGCUGAAGCUGAUGAGGAUUCGACAGAAAUAUUGAAAGAUUUAGAAAAUGAGAGAGAUAAUGAAGAUGAGAAUGGUAAACGAGAACAUCUUGUGACAGAUAUAAAAUACACUGAAAAGGAACUUGUAGAAAGUUAUCAGAUUACAGCUGAAAGUCUUACGGAAGAAAUAAAUAGUGAUGAUAAAGUAGUUUUAAAUGUGUCUGGAUUGGCAGAAAGUAAAGAUCCACCAGAUAAUAAUCCAAAGUUAAGCUCUAAGAAUCUGUGUGAUGAUAGUAAAAUAACUUUUCCUGAGAAAUUAUGGGUCCAUGAUACAAGUCAGAGUGUCUCAUUUACGAGCGUUAAAGAUAAUAUUUGUAAAGUCAAUUUUGGAAAUGAAGAUGGCGAUAUUCAAGAAUUACGAGAUGUUGAAAGGGAAAUAUCACCAGAAUUGACUAAAUCUAGUGAAAAGAAUCAAAUUCAUGACACAACCGUGGAGAAGAGCGUCAUAAUCCAAAACGGUGAAUGUAAACAUCCAGUAGAGAUAAAAGUUGGAAAUAAUGACUUUUCAGAUUUAAAAAAGUUAUCAGAAGAAAAAUCUGCUAGCACAACUUGUUCACCUACACAAGAUGACAAUGAAGACAGUAAAAAAGAAAGUGAGGAAAAUGAGGAUUUUGAAACGGAGGGAGAGGAAGAGGACUCUGAAGAUUCACCAUUGGUGCACACGAGGAGAGAAACAGAGACCGAAACUGAAGACUCUGAUCAUGAUUUUCCCACUGAAGGAUUACUGAAGGAACUACAUUUUCUUAAUGCCAGCUGCGAAAGACCAUUAGCUGAAAAUAAUGCUGCACUACAAACUCAUAAAACACCAAAGAAGCAAAGAAAAUUAGAUUUUGGGAAUGUAUUAGAAGAUGAUGAUACUCCGACAAAUAUUGUAAACCAAAGGGUGUCUCCAAGAAAAAGAAAUAGAAGUAGCACUCCAUCUCCUGAUAAGUCCCUCAAGUUGGUGGCAGGUUCUAAUUGCAAAAAGUUCAAAAUUCCCAGCACAACACCCUUCAAGUUUCAAAAGUCACAAGAAAAAGUUAAUGUUGUCACAAAGCAGUGUGAUGGAGAAACUAGUGAUGAAGAGUCGGAUGAUGAUGGAGGCCUUACUAUUGUGGCACACGAAGAUAUACCACAGAAGAGAAAAGGCAUGACUUCCCCAGCCAGGUCAAAGAAAAAAGUACGUGGUGUGGAGGGAGAUGUUCCACAAGAAGUUAUAGAGUUAAUACAGUCCGGUAUUGAUGAAGUCCUUGAAGAAAAAGCAGAACGGACACACCUUACUGCUAUCCAUGUAAAAAAUAUCAUAAAGAAUGUGAUGACCGAUGAGAAUGUAUUAGCUAUGGUUCGUAACACAAUAUUGGGCAUUCACGGUAAAGGCGCGGAAACAUCUGCAGUAUAUGAGCAGACACUAACAAGAGCCAAAACAAAAGAACUGAUGGAGCAGCAAGCAGCAGGAGUUGGAAGUGGAAACAUAUGGGCAGGACUCUCAAACAGCAGUGCCGGUGGGAGCACCUCCCUUAACCCUGAGACUCAGGCACUAGCCACAACGGAUUUUCCAGAAGAGGAUGAAGAUGAGGAAUACCGACCAGAUGUUGAUGAACAUUUCUUCAGUGAUGAUGAGAGUUUGGUAUCCACUGGUGUUGGUAGUGAGACUGGGUCACCAAUGACUCCAUGCACGCCUUCCUCUUAUGUGCAUACAACUCCAGGUUCUUUUAAUUCUCUCAAUACACCACACUCUUCCAGAAUGAGCACACCAAGAAAUCAGCGAUUAAUGGUCUUAAAGACGCCGAGUGUGCAAAAGAAAAACGUUCAGAGGAUCCUUGAUUUUGAUACUGUGAAAAGUAAAGAGGAAGUUGUAAGCCAGAGAACAAGAUCCAAGUUGCCAUUGACAGAAACUCCACUAGAGUGUUUAGAAAUGGCAUUUAAACCCCCUGAUGUCACAAAUGACAUGUAUGAAACUGAAGUUGAUAAUGAUGAUUGGAAGACAUUCCUCAUUGACUUCAUUCAUCCACUAAAGAACCCAGAAGCUGGUGAGGAUGAGGAAGCUGACCCGGAGUACAACAUAUUGGAAGAUAAGGAGGAUGCGUUGGAUUUGAAAGAGGAAAUGAGAGGAGAUAGAGCUGUUCAGAUUUCAAAGAAGGAAAUUAAUGAGCUCAUGAUCGAGCUUUUUGACACACUUGGCAAAAGUGAAGGCACAGAUGCUCUUCGAGUGCACCUUUCUCAAAAUAACAGCCAGAAGGAAGCCAAAAAGUCUCAGUUUAAAACAUCUCAGGCAUGUCAACCAGAUGAGAAUAAGGAUGAUGCAUCUUCUGGAGCCAUCUGGGUGGAUGUUCUCACAGCAGAAUUUACCAAGGCCCAACUACAAAUUCUUCAGUGUCAAAUGAUUCAGCAUGUUCAACUCCUGGCUACGUCAUCACUACUGUGUUAUGGCACCUCACCUCUGACCUAUGUGGCUAAUGGUUGCCUAGAGCUCCUGGAAGAUCUAAAGAAGAAUGCAGAGGAGAGUGAAUUCAAGGAAUCCUUCUUUCGUCCAUUUAACCUAGAGCCAGCCCUAGAAACCCUAAAGAACAUACAGAUGAAGACAGCAGAUAAUCCUAUCAGUGACGUACAACCAGAGAGUUGUACAGCAGAUUUGAAUCCAAUAGUAAUUGAAGCAAUAUUGGAAUCAUCAGCUUUUCCAUAUCCUCGCUUGCUCCCGAUUCGUAUGUUCAAGCUCCAAAACACUCGUGGAUUUAAGAAAGCAGUUUUUGUCAAAUCUGAAGAUAUGUUAAUUGCAUUAGGUUUGGAACGUUAUUUGGACCCCAAAUAUCACCAAGAAAAGUGUAGAAAAAGCCAACCCCAUCAACUUUUGCAGGCUCUUUCAAUGACAGUGGAAAAUAUUUUAGUGGGUAAAACCUUGAGCCAAGCUACAAAUAGGAUUAAGAAUAUUCGAUGUCGUGCAAAUGUUGCUCCUAAUAAUCCUGUAUUGAAAUAUCUUGAAACUGGUCACUUGGAUCUACCACCAGCAGAAAUAGAAUCAUCACUGCCUUGUGUUCCUUGUCCUGUUCAGAACUUUCCAGAGGCAUCCUUGAAAGAACCAUACCGAAAGAUGUUACAAAAACGUAAUGCUGCUCUAAAACGUAUGAUUCAAGAAGUAUCUCUGAAAGCGGCAAUGGCACUAGAGAGAGAAGAAAGAGAAGCAAAGUUUCGUGGUGCUACAACUUUACCAAAAUCGAUCCAAAACAUUUUGAUAAUUCAGUCUGGUGGUAGUGGUGGUGGUGGUGGAGGUCAGCAAAUGCCAGAGUCAGCAGCUACAGCACAGCCAUUCACCGCCUACAGCUGCAUUGUUGAUUCAAGUGUUAUUCAUGACUCUCCAUCUGUUAAUCUCUCACAAAUACAAGUUGUAAGGAUGCCAAAUUUGCCAUCAUCAAAGUGCAAGGCACAGGCUGAUAGUCUAAAGCAGCGUGGUUAUCCUAGCCAUAGCAAUCAGUCUACUCCAGGUGAUAGUUGUAAACCAAAUGGUAUUGGUGAUCAGUCCUCUGUCAGGACACUCAAGGACAAUACUGAAAAUGACUCUACUAAUUUAGUGCCUUCUAACUCUGAAUCGACUGUAGUGUCAUAUAAUGAUCAAGAAUCAAGUGUAGUGUUUGUGGAUAGUGUGCAAGAUGAAGAAUGCAACAGAAAGAAUAUUGGAGAAGCAAGCCCUCCCUCGCCUAUGAAGACUUCAGAAUUGGAAAGUAAACCAUUAAAAUCAAAUGUUGAAUUGAACGAUAAGAACCAUGAUAUCACACAGUGUAUAUCAGAGGAUGGUGAGAAUCGUGUUUAUGAUAAAGCAUUUAAUGUAGACAAAGAGGAAGAUGUUAGUCAGAAACCUGGAGAUGACCUUGAUAGUGGUAUAACAAGUGACAAUGAAUCUUUACCAGAUUUAAAUGAAAGACCAAAAGAAAGUGAAACUUUUGGUGAAAUUAGGAAGAAAAAUUACAAACCUUCAUGUUCAUCAUCAGUGGAGAGGAUAGAAAGUGGAGGUUUGGAGAGUGUUGCUAGAACCCCACCAAGAGCACACUAUAGUACACCACCUGAUACCCCAUCUUCAUAUGAUAUGCCUUCCUUUCUAACUACUCCAGGUAAGUCAGAUGAAAAUGAUGGUUUUGUCUCAUCACUCCAUACUCCAGUUAUCUCAACUUCACCAAGUCAAUCUCUCACCACACCUGUAAAGGUAAUACGAGAAAUUAAACAAACGGAUCUUUCCUCCAUUCUUGGAAAAAGUGAAGUGGAGUUAACAAAUCUUUCUUAUGAUAAUGGAAAUAACUCUGCACCUGCAGCCUCCCAUACAUCAUCUGCAUCACCGUGUGACACCAGAGGCUCACUUGAGUCAAGUAUUCUAGUGCCCCUAAGAGAGGGAAAUAAAAGAACAAAGUACAAUGAAAAAGAUAAUCUUAAAGAUGAUGGUAAAACUUCCUUCCCUGGAAAAUGUAAUUUAGUCAUCCAAAACACUGCAUUACAAGAUCAAAUUGGGACACAAGAAAGGGUAUCUACACUAUCCCAGGACCAAGCUUCCACCCAGAGCAGCAGUAUAACUCUUGUAACAUCAGUUUACCAAAGCCCAAUAUUCUCCGCUGGGGUAGAUGAAGUCAGUCCACUGAAUUUAAUUCACAUCUCUCCACAAAAAACAAAGGCAUCUUAUAGAAAGAUUUCACCUGCAAAAAAUUUUAGGUCACCAAUUAAAACCUCGCCUCUAAAGCAGGUUUCACCCAUUUUACGUAAAUAUCACAAAUAUUCCAAAAAGAAGAGACGCCUAAUGUCAAACAAAAAGCUUUCUCCAAUUCUUCCUAAAAUAUCGGAUAAGUCAAACACUGAGAAGAGAAGAUUGGCACCCAAAGUUUCCAAAGCUUCAAUUGUCCAUGAUAGCAUCAGAGGAAGACAUCCUAGAAGAGCUACAGGACCAGAGAGUUUUCUUCGUGGAAGCAAAGUCACAGGCGAUGGGGAUCUUCUUCAGCUGGACGAUGAACUCAUGGAUGGUAAUACCUCGCUCGGCUCCGCCUCUAACUUAUCUCGGCCAUCUACACAUGUUCAUCAGAGUGAAGAAGAAUUUGAAGAAUAUUCUUUGGAGGAUGAGGAUGAAGAAGAUGAAGAUGAAGAAGAGGAAGAUGAGGAAGAGGAAGAUUUAGAAGCUGCACAACAAAGAGAAGAGCAUCUGGCUGCCCUGUUAAAGGCCUCAUCCACUAUAACAUUAAGAAGAGGUGGUGGUGGUGGUGAUGGAUUUGAUAAAAGAUUGAGUUCUGUUGAAGAUUUGGGCCAGGGGGAGAGAAAACUUACAAAACAACAGCGAAGACUUCAGGCACGCAUCACUGCCCUUUCUAAUGUUCCAGAUACUGUCAGCCAAGAUAAGUUUAUGGCACAAAGUUACCUAAUGCGAGUUCGAGAAGCAUUAAUGGGGAAAGAUCCUGUAGCUUUCAAAGAGUUCUUGUGUAUGCUUAAUGAGUUCACAGAGACUCCAGGCAAGAGUCCCAUCCAACUUUAUACUCAGCUGUGUGAGGUUUUAAAAGAUUAUCCAAAUCUCACUGAAGAAUUUGUGUCCUUCCUUCUUCCCCAACAAGCAAUGACACUUGGCAAAUUUGCUCAGUAUUGUGCUAUUCAUCGAAUGAGAGACUUUCUUGAAAAGUUGGAGUUACAGUUCUGCAAACAACCAAAGUACAUUCAAAAAAUUAUACGGCUACUCCAGUCCAUGCAUAGUGAUCCUAAGCUGAAUAUUGAAGAAGUGAAAGCUGCAAUGACGCCUCUUCUCAAGUAUCCACAUCUAGUAGAGUGUUUUACUCAGUGUUUUCCUUCACAGCCUCCACCUCCAAGCUUACAAAGUGAUUUUGAAGAUAUAUCAUUAGAAAAUCCAGGAACUCCUGAUAGUAUGGAAAGGUUGGUUCUACACGAUGAAGACAGUCACACCUCUCCCAACCAGUGUGUGUGCCCUUGUCAUGUUUCAGUCUCCAGCCCACCCACUAGUAAUGUAGUGGCUCAGAGUACUGCAGCAAACUCUGGACAUCAUAAUCACUGUCGUUCAUGUGCAUUGAGGUUUUCUGAGGGUCGGAUUUAUCUACAAUGUGGUAAAACUCUCCGCCCUGCUAAGGUAACUUAUCAAGCAGAAGAUGUUAAAAAGGAGGAAGUUGAUGAAAAAUCUAGCCAUGGUCAAGCAACUGGAGGAAAUGUUCAGACUGGAAUUGACUGCAGUGAAACAUCCACAAAGGUCAAAAGUUUAGGGAAGGGAAAAAGCUCUCAUUCUAAGGAUCCCAGUGACAAUGUACAUGUAAGGAGCAAAGAAAAUUCAAAUAAAAUGGUAUCUAACAGUAGUUCAAACAACACGGUACAUGUAAACAAUACUAGCACGUUAAAGAGCAGAACAGUUGUUUUAAGUGAAGAAAGAUAUGCAAAGGAGGAUAUCUGUAGUCAAGGUGAAAAGAUAGAUAUCGCUGUUAGAAUCAGAGGUGAUAAUGUAGACAGUGUUACAGAAAUAGUUAGCAGCAAAAAUAUUGAUAAUACAUGUUGUAAAAAUGACUGCAUCUUGGAGGGGAAAAAUCAUAAUGUAAAGAAAACCUGCGUUAAUAGAAGUUAUGAGAAAACGGAAGAUAAUUUGUGCACAGACCCAACUUAUGCAAAGUCGGCCAGUCACAGUAGAACAGGUUUGUGCCAAACAAAUAUGAGGCUUUUAAAGGGAAAAGUUAACACUGACAGCACUAGUAAUUCUUUCGGGAGUAAAGAAUUGUCAUAUCUUUCCAGUUCCACUCCAAAAGAAGUUGUAAACAAAAAUCCUGUAUUGCGAUCUUGCUCAAACAUAAACAAUCUUCAGCAUUUUUGUACAGUAGGUGAACUUCUUGAUCAGCAUGUGAAUGUGAUAGAUGAACGUAAUAAGCCCAAUACCAAUGCGAUGAUUAUAACAGACAAAGCUCAGCUUCAAAACGAACAUAAGGCUACAUUUUGCCACGUACCAAUCAAAAUAUCGUGUGAAACAACAGAAACUCAACAGAAUUUAAAUUCAAAUUUUAUACUGAAUAAAGAACCAUCAUCUGUGCUCUAUUCCGGAGGCAAUAAAAACUCAUGCAGGACAUACUUGAAACAUUGUAAUUUAUCGAGAGAUUCCAAAUCAUCCUCAGAUAGCACAAGCUGCUCUUCUUCAGCAUCAUUUGCAAAAGCUUUAGUAAACCAAUGCACCUCUAAUACAGAAGCAAAACGGCUAUAUAGAAACUUUUCAGAAAGUUUGGACUCUUCACCGGGAAAAUUAUCCUCAGGGAGUGUAUCAAGUGUUCCUGCUACACUCACAACCUCCUCAUCUUGUAACUCUGUCAGCUGGACUAAAGAGGAAGACCGAAUGAUCCUGACUGUAAUACAACAAAAGGGUGUUAAUGACGUUGCAUUUCAAGAAAUUGCUGAUGCUCUUCCUUCAAGAGACUAUAAUGAGUUCGCAAAAGUGUGCAAGAACCCUUCCUCUUGGUAACUACCUCACUUCUGCGUGGAGAAGACAUUGGUGGUGUGAUACUCUCACACUGACCCUCUGUGUUGAGAGAGUAUCACCACAUCAACACUGUAGCACCCAAAUCAUGUAGCAGCUACAUGAUUCGGCCAAAAUUUUCAUGGACCACCAGGAAAUUUCAGUGAACCGGAGCUGUUCUGCGGACCUCAGGUUGAAGAACAGGGACCUAAAGCAAGUGUAUGACUCGACCUGGAAAUAUACAUGUUCAAUUGGAUUCUUUUGACCUCUGAGAGCAAUUUGUCACUCUUCACUCAAAGCUUUCCCUCAAGCCUGACCACUAUCUUUGCCUCUUAUUUCCUCUCCUCUAAUUCCUGUAUUUAAAAAAAAAAUCUUUAACAAAUGUGUUGGAAUACAUAUUGCACAUGUCAAGCUUAUAAAUUUAUUUUUUCUCUUUCAGGUAUUUGAUCGCUUUAAUG
Procambarus clarkii (red swamp crayfish) is the source of this 8192-nucleotide messenger RNA. RefSeq names its product muscle wasted (gene mute). Gene Ontology annotation, biological process: regulation of DNA-templated transcription. Gene Ontology annotation, molecular function: transcription coregulator activity. Lineage: Eukaryota; Metazoa; Arthropoda; Malacostraca; Decapoda; Cambaridae. The record is from RefSeq and is a predicted model, not a curated record. Gene Ontology annotation, cellular component: nucleus.